Penicillium chermesinum is the source of this 474-nucleotide messenger RNA. RefSeq names its product Clr5 domain-containing protein. NCBI's taxonomy places the organism in Eukaryota, Fungi, Ascomycota, Eurotiomycetes, Eurotiales, Aspergillaceae. Bases 1 to 474 code for a protein of 157 amino acids. The transcript has 3 exons. The record is from RefSeq and is a predicted model, not a curated record.
AUGUCCGAGGAAGAAUGGAAUUCAUUCAAACAGGAGAUCGAGCGUCUCUAUGUUCAUGAAGGACAUUCCUUGAAAGCAACUAUGGCUUACAUGUCAUCUAAUUACUCUUUCAACAAGUCCAAGGGCCAGUACCAGAGGAAAUUCACAAAAUGGGGUUUCAGGAAAAAUUGCUCAUCGGAAAUCCUAAAGUGGACCAGUAAAAGAGUUGACAAAAGGAAACGCGUAUAUGCCAAAGACAGCGAGGUCUACAUUGACGGGACUCGCAUUUCACCGCUAAAACUCUCGAGGGCAACAUAUGGAACAGGCUACGUCACAACAGCAGAAUACAAUGCUCCAUCGCCAAGUACCCCAGGAGGUGUGGAGAUACGGACUCCAGGGCCACCUAGUGCGAGUAUUUUCACUACCACGACCUUGCCUUGGUCAAGGUUUCUUAGGCAAAUUCGAGCACCCAUUGAACACGGUAUGGCCAAUUAG